CCGGGUUUCAGUUGUUGGCAUCCAUGGCUCGGGUCAGUGAUGUUUGCUGUUUGCUUCUACUUCUACUUCUUGAGUUCGGGCUCACCAUAUUUGGCUCAAGAGUCCAGAGUCCUUGUUGUUUGCGAUUUUUGUAAGCACUUCCAUCCGCCACUUGCCAUGAAGGCGGCGGUCUCCGCCACUUUCAGGGCGCUCCUUGUGGCCUUCCUUUGGGCACCCUGUUCGGCCCUUCGUUCUGACAAGUUCACCAUCCGCGACUUUGAGAAUGAGACAGUGGAGGGGUUGAACCCUCCAAGUCGCUUGGGUCAUCAUGUGAGUCGCAUUGCUUCAAGAACCGUCCAAUCAGGCUUAAGAAAUGCCAAGCCGACCAAUGCUUUGAAGGGGUUCCAGUUCCGCGGCAAGCCCGGUGGUGCACUCAAUGGAUUUGCCAAACCGCCUGGCUAUGCAUUCAGGGGAUUUGGCCCAAACCAGUUCGGCGGCGGGGGCCUGGCUCGAGGACUUGGUUCUGGCUUUGGACAUGGCCAAUUCGGCGGAAUGACCAACCAAUUCGGCCGAAUGCCCGGAAUGCCCGGCGGCGCCAAGCGUUUUGCUUCAGGCAAUGCGCAGGUGCUGACCAAGAAUGUGCACACACUGGGGUUCCAAAACCUGAACAGCCUGACGGGCAACAUGCAGCAACAGAUCGUGAAUGCCGUGACCCGCGCCGCCGAGCUGCCCACGUCGGAGAUCGCCCAGUCGAUCCGGAGCUCCGCGUGGCACAUUUGGCAAGGCGCUCUCCACAAUGAUGUGCAUGUGCUGGUGACGCGCAGCGAAGUGGGGAUUGGAAGAGCCGCGAAGGACUUCGUGGGCAGGUUCAAGAUCCAGAAGGGAGGCAAGGAUCUGUAUGUGACCAUUCUCAAGCGGAGCGAGUUUGCGCCGCCCUUCAAGGUGAAUGUCAACUAUGGGGUUGGCCAGUCGGACAGAGUGUUGCUACGCUCCUUUGGUCAGGGCUUACGAUAUGUCCGGAACAUCUUUCAACGAGACAGUUUGGUCUACAUGAGAAAGCUCGUGGGUGAAGCGGUGGGCUCGGGACUGUCGGAGUCCGGCAUGGCCAAGCAACUGGAGAGUGCCAUCCAGCAGAAAUGGGGCAGGGGUUGGAACAUCGUGGUGUCCAAAACCGAGAUGCAGGUGGCCGCGAAUGUCAAUGACAUCAUGGCGAAAUUCAAGGUGAACGACAUCUUCGUCACCAUCCUGCGUCAAAUGGUCUGAGCGAAGCCUCGCUGGGCGGAUCCCGGAUCGCACCGAACGAAGCUUCGCAACGAAAGCCGCUCCGUGAACCGAUGUGCCGGGAGAAGCCACGAGCGACAUGACGUGCUUGGUCACCGCCCCUGCUUGGUCACCGCCCAUCAGCUUACGUGGAACACAGUCAGACAGUAACCUGCAGUGGUCACUUUGCGAAAUCCUGCGUCAGAACCAUUCCGGAAAUUCCAUGGCGUAUUCAGGUUU
Durusdinium trenchii is the source of this 1479-nucleotide messenger RNA. Lineage: Eukaryota; Dinophyceae; Suessiales; Symbiodiniaceae. The record is from the annotation of a GenBank genome assembly.